Thunnus maccoyii (southern bluefin tuna) is the source of this 1065-nucleotide messenger RNA. RefSeq names its product alpha-1-microglobulin/bikunin precursor. The record is from RefSeq and is a predicted model, not a curated record. Gene Ontology annotation, cellular component: cell surface; plasma membrane. The coding region runs from base 1 to 1065 and encodes 354 amino acids. Gene Ontology annotation, molecular function: serine-type endopeptidase inhibitor activity. The transcript is spliced from 10 exons. NCBI's taxonomy places the organism in Eukaryota, Metazoa, Chordata, Actinopteri, Scombriformes, Scombridae.
AUGCAGAAAGCGGUGGUUCUGGUUUCUCUCCUGGUCCUGGGAUGGACCUGGACCAUCCAGGGUCUCCCUGUAAUCCCAGAACCUCUCUACCCCACACAGGAAAACUUUGAUCUGGCCAGGUUUUUGGGAACUUGGCACGAUAUUGCCAAGGCAACUACAUGUACCCAUAUGCAUAAAUACAAGGGAGAUGCAGCCAUUGGCAAACUGGUCCUGCAGAGAAGUACCACCCAGGGCAAAAUCAAGAUGACUCGAAAUGUACUCAGACAUGGAACAUGCAAGGAGGUCUUUGGGGACUAUGAGUUGACCACCACACCUGGACGAUUCUUCUACCAUGAUACAAAGUGGGCGGCAAAUGUGGAUGCCUAUGUGGUUCACACAAACUACAAUGAGUAUGCGAUACUAAUAAUGAGCAAACAGAAAUCAUCAGGGAAUAAGACCAUCUCUGUUAAGCUUUACAGUAGGACCAUGGAGGUGAGACCGACUGUGCUGGAUGACUUCAAAACACUGGUCAGACAGCAGGGAAUGAGUGACAACACCAUUAUCAUUAAACAGAACAAAGGUGACUGUGUUCCUGGACAGCAGGUGGCAAAGCCAACACCUCAGUCUGAGCUGCAGAGGGUGAAGAGAAGUGUUGUGCCUACUCUGGUUGCAGAUUUGGAGGCUUCUGGUGAUGACACACCUCUGUUCAAUGGGACAGAGGCCUGUAAAGCAGCACCAGACACAGGACCAUGUUUUGGGAUGCACCAGCGUUACUACUACAACUCCUCCUCAAUGAGCUGCGAGAUCUUCAAGUUUGGAGGUUGUUUGGGCAACCAGAACAACUUUCAUUCUGAGAGAGAGUGUCUGCAGAGAUGUCGCACUGAGGCUGUGUGUCGUCUGCCCCUGGCACCCCAACCCUGCACAGGACAUCCACUCAUCUGGGCCUUUGACUCCUCCAUUGGUCUGUGUUUGCCCUACAAACCUGGCUAUUGCCAGGCCAAUGCCAACAAGUUCUACAGCAAGGCUGAGUGUGAGGAGUACUGCGGGGUGGUCAAAGAUGAUCCUGAGCUCCUGAGAUUGGACUGA